This is a messenger RNA of Annulohypoxylon truncatum, 1540 nucleotides long. RefSeq names its product PLP-dependent transferase. The coding region runs from base 164 to 1369 and encodes 401 amino acids. The record is from RefSeq and is a predicted model, not a curated record. The transcript has 5 exons. NCBI's taxonomy places the organism in Eukaryota, Fungi, Ascomycota, Sordariomycetes, Xylariales, Hypoxylaceae.
AGUAUAUCCCCGCACCAGCGUCAUUAGUUGCGUUCUAAACUCGGUAACUCUUACAGUUGGUAUAGAAGGGUUGAACGCCUACCUUCAGGUAUAUAAUACAUACAUGGCAAAAUAAUAAUUACAAGAACUAAACUAGGCCAUUGUUUUAAGUAAAAGGAAAACAAUGGCUAACUUCGACGUCGAAGCCGCCAGAUCUAAGUUCCCGGCCUUAAAGGAGGAUCAGGUAUUCCUGGAUAACGCAGGUGGAAGCCAGGUCUUAGGAAGUGUCGUCGAAGCGAUAUCCGACUGGUUGAUCAAGAGUAACGUCCAGUUUGGAGGAGGUUAUAAAGUCAGCAAAGCCUCUAGUUCCCGGUACAAUGACGGCGUGACUGCUGGGGCGAAGUUCCUCAAUGCCCAAAAGGAUGAGAUAGCAUAUGGUUCUACCGCGACCCAACUCCUUCGGAACCUAUCAUUCACCUUCCAGUUCCAAGAAGGCGACGAGAUCGUGCUCUCGGCGAUCGACCACGAGGCUAAUAUCGCGCCGUGGAAAGACCUCGCAGAGCGUCUGAAGCUCGUCAUCAAGUGGUGGGUUCCGCAGGAGGGCUCAACCAAUCCAAAACUACUACCCGAAGACCUCAAGAACCUAUUAUCCGCGAAGACGCGGUUGGUGACGUGCACGCACGCUAGCAACAUCUUAGGGACGAUCCACGACGUCAAGGCUAUCGCUGAAGUCGUCCAUACUAUCCCUAAUGCUCUCCUGCUUGUCGACGGCGUAUCGUACGCGCCUCACCGGCCUAUCGACGUCAAGGAGCUAGGGGUGGACUUCUACGUCUUGUCAUGGUACAAGAUAUUCGGUCCGCACGUCUCAAUGCUGUACGGGAGCCGCAAGGCUCAGGAGCAAAUGCGCACGCUUGGGCAUUUCUUCAACCCGAGUGCGACACUUGAGAAUAAGAUUACUCUUGGAAGCUGCUGUUACGAGCUAGUCCAGUCCAUCCCAGCAGUCACCGAAUACCUCGGCCCCCCUCAAGCCGGAUCAUGGGGCGCUCUGCACUCGCAAGAGACGCAGCUACAGGCCGCGUUGCUCGAGUACCUCAACUCCAAACCCAACAUUACUAUAUACGGCGAGAGGGGCGCGGACGAGAAGCUCCGACUCCCUACGAUUAGCUUCACGGUAGACGGUCUGGACUCGAGGGAGCUUGUCGAGACGCUCGAACGGACUACCAAUUUCGGGUUUCGCUGGGGCGCUUUCUACUCGGUUUAUCUGGUGAACGAGUACUUCAAGCUAGGUCCUAGCGGAGUUGUGAGAGUUAGCAUGGCGCAUUAUAAUACUUUGGAGGAAAUAAAGGGGUUGAUUGAGGCACUCGACAGCGUAAUCUCGAAGACUACUUAGAUAUAAAGGUAUAAAGGUUAGACCUGUGUAUUAGCAUUUGUCCCUGUUAGUGGCCGCGCCGAAACGAUGUUGGGUAUCACCUUUGAACAUUUAGGUAGCUAGGGGGUUUGGCCGUGUCGAUAGUGAUAUCCUGAUUUCUUAACCUCAUAAAGUCAUCUACCAUCCUUGAAA